Messenger RNA from Mauremys mutica (yellowpond turtle), 2169 nucleotides. It is a transcript of the gene SERGEF, whose product is annotated as secretion regulating guanine nucleotide exchange factor. NCBI's taxonomy places the organism in Eukaryota, Metazoa, Chordata, Testudines, Geoemydidae. The record is from RefSeq and is a predicted model, not a curated record. The transcript has 11 exons. The coding region runs from base 344 to 1432 and encodes 362 amino acids.
CUGGGCAGUGAAGCGGCUCCUUGUCUCUAGUAGCGGCAGCGUGGCGGAUCUGUCUGUGUGCACGUGAGGGGGAAAGCUCCCGGGGAGAGCUCGGGCCUGUCCGGAGAAGGCUCGCUCGCUGGCUCGCUCGCUCCGGAAAGUACAGGGCGCGGACGGGCAGCACGCGUGGCCCUGCGGGGAAAGAAGUAGCGAGCGCCCAGGCACCCGCCGCCCGGCCAAGCUCCCCUGCACCGCCUCCCGUCCCAGGGUCCCCGCCCACGGCCUGUCCUCUCCACCCGGCGCAGGCGGGGCUUCAGGCGGGAAGGGGCUGGGCUGAGCUGCGAGGGGCUGCCGGGUUGGGCCUAUGGAGGCGGCGCGGACGCUGUUUGCUUGGGGUGCAAACAGCUAUGGGCAGCUCGGCCUUGGUCAUAAAGAGGAUGUGCUGUUGCCUCAGUCUCUGAAAGAUUUUUCCUGCAAACGUCAAAACAUUAAGAGCAUUGCUGGAGGAGGAGGACACUCUGCAGUUAUUACUGGUGCAGGAGAACUCUUUGUAUGUGGCCAAAACAAAGAAGGACAAUUGGGACUCAAUCACACUGAGGAUGUCCUGUGUUUUACUUCAUGCACUGCACUGUCUAGUGUUUGUGUGAUACAAGUGGCCUGUGGCUGGGAUUUUACAAUCAUACUUACUGGAAAUGGCCAAGUUUUAUCCUGUGGGUCUAACUCUUUUGGACAACUAGGAGUCCCUCAAACUUCAGGAGGAUGUUUGAUCCCACAAAAGAUUGAGUCCCUCACAGAGAAGGUGGUGAAUGUUGCUGCGGGACUCAGACAUGCUCUUGCUGCGACAGAAAGCGGCAUGGUGUUCCAGUGGGGAACAGGCAUGGCUUCUCGGGCAAACCGGGCAAGCCAAGGGAAAAUGAUCCCAUCCUUCUUGACAGCAAAAGAACCUUGUAAAGUAACAGGUCUGGAAGAUGUAAAGGUGAAAAAAGUCACUGCCAGCUCCUACCAUUCAGUGUCACUUACAGAUGAAGGAGAAUUGUGUGUUUGGGGUAGCAACAAACAUGGGCAGCUAGUGAGUAAAGAGACUUUUCUUGUUGAGCCCCAGAAAAUAGAUGCUCAUUUUUUCUCGGGUGAAAAGAUUGGAGCGGUCUGGAGUGGAUGGACACAUGUAGUGGCACAAACAGAAACUGGCAAGGUCUUCACGUGGGGUAGAGCAGACUAUGGGCAACUCGGAAGGAGUGCAGUGGUUCACGAUGGACAAAGACAGCAGGUGCAGAGAUCAUCUGAGCAGCAUUUGGAGCAGUUGUCUAAUGUGCCAGUUUCAGUGCCUUGCCUCUCUGGAGCAUCUCAGAUUGCAUGUGGCUCAGAGCAUAAUCUGGCAGUAGUUGUGCAGAGGCAAAGAGCAUGUCCCAGGUCUUACCAACUAUGUCAUCAACAAUAUGACAAACCAAUUUGACCCAGCAGUACAUCCAGAGGUGCUAAUCAACAUAUGUGUUGGACUGCAUGUAAUAUCAGAUGUACAGGAAUCUCUACUGAAAGUAGCAGAUGUUGGUGAAGCACAAAUGGAGAGAUUUGAGAGAGACGCACUUUAUUCUGAUGAGACACAGUGCUUCUUUAGGCCAGUCAAGAAAUCUGGCAUCAAAACAUUUGCUGACAUAGCCAAGAAGACCAAAUUUAAGUCUGGCAAGCGAGGGACAAUCACAGUAUCUAUCAGUCCAGAAAUUGUUUUUCACAGAGCCCUGUCCUUAGCAAGAGACAGAGAUGAUAUUUCAAUAACAACUGUUCUUAGUCACCCAAUAGGACCUGUGCCUAUGUCCCUCUUCCAUGCUGAUGGAACAAUGAGAAGAACAGACAAAGCUGAAUUAGGGCACCAGCUGGAAGCUCAAGCUGAAAGAAUCCAUGAACUAAGAGCACGUAACAAAGAAACCACAGUGUACAUCAAAGAUUCCCUGACUAUCAUACAAAUGGUGUCUGGGGACAAAUUCCACACAUUCGAUUAACUGGCUGCUGAGUAUUUGAGAAAGGUCCUAAAAAGAUUUGACAAAACGAAGUCUGUAAUCAAAGACUUUGACAGAUAUGACAACCGUAACCCUGUGAAAACUGCAGAAAGACAGAACCAGACAGGAUGUAAGGCUGGAUGCAAGAAACGCCAGGUGAUUGGAGGACACCAUCUGCCUCCAGGGAAAAAAUUUC